Messenger RNA from Penaeus chinensis, 5226 nucleotides. It is a transcript of the gene Gint3, whose product is annotated as UBX domain-containing protein 6-like. The coding region runs from base 794 to 2110 and encodes 438 amino acids. The record is from RefSeq and is a predicted model, not a curated record. The transcript has 12 exons. Lineage: Eukaryota; Metazoa; Arthropoda; Malacostraca; Decapoda; Penaeidae. Gene Ontology annotation, cellular component: cytoplasm. Gene Ontology annotation, molecular function: protein binding.
ACAGACAAUGGUAGUGAAAAUUCCCGACUUCCGCGCGGGUCGUGAGCGCCGUCAUCUGACUCGCUCCCAGGCCUCUUCCAUUUUCGUUCCUUUUUUAAUAGAGUGUCACUGCCUCGUCACACCACCUUGUUCUCCUGUCAGUACCCGUUGUUUGAGUUCCGCUUGAUCUGGGCAUUGCCUCUCUCAGUUGCGCUUUUUUCGCUUCCUCCUCCGGAUAUAAGUGUCAUUGUUCGAAGCGAUUCUCUUCUCUCUCUCUCUCUCUCUUUUUCGUUUUCCUUGAUCUUCGUCCACACCCAUUGUUAUCACCACCUCUCCCUCUCCCUCCCCCUCUCUCUCUCACACCCGUCGCCCCAUGACCUCUACCAGCACACGGGGAUGAAUGAGGUCACCCUCGAGGUCGCUGCAGGCUUGAACUCGACGCUGACGCAGGUGGCCUCGGCCCUCGGGUGGGUGCUGGCGUGCGUGACCUCGGUUCUGCUGGACGAGGAAGGGCAGGUGUCCCCCAGGUCGCUGCAGCAGGUCAAAGAGACUGCGGUUACUGGCUGGACUGAUUUGAUUUGGUGGCUUGGCUUUACUCCCCUUCAAAGCCAUGUUUUUAAAGCAUUUGCCAUCAUCCUGGUUGUCAAUUUUGUUCUGAUUACGGUCUUCUGGUAUGUGUAUGCCCAGCGGAUCUCUCACACGCUCUCUUACAACAGCCUACGCAUAGUUGAGGACAUCCUGAAGAGGAACACAAACUUCAAAAUCAGCAAAGAUAAUCCUGCCCGCCCUUAAUAUUUAACUCAAGGAAGGAACCAUGGAUGCUUUAAAGAAAUUCUUUGAAAAGAAGAAAGCUGAUACAAAAUUCAAGCUUGCAGGCCAAGGACACAGUUUGACCAAGGAGGAGAGUGAUCGCUCCAAACAACCAAAGCAGAAUUACCCGCAGCAGAGGCAUGUUCCGACACAGGAUGCCCAGCGAGCUGGUGCUGCAGCUCUGGCUAGGAUGGAGACUCAGUCUAAACGAGUUGAUGUUAACUGGUCCCUCCAAGCCAUAAAGGCCCAAGCUAGACGAGAGCUGGAAGCUGAGCAGAAGGCCUUAGAGGAGCUGAGCCUUGAGAACCAGGCAGCACCACCUGGGCCCAAGGAGGUCAGCCUGGAAGCAGCUCCCAUGCUUGCUGUACAAGGAGUCUUAUUCCACUGUCCUUUACUUGGGCCAGAAGUUGCAACUUAUGAGGAAAUCAAAAGACAAAUCCGUGAAUUUCUGUUUUCUCAGAUAGAAGAAGAUAAAGGCAUAGCAGCUUGCCUCAUUAUCCAAACUUGUAACAAAAACAAAGAAAAGGUUAAUGUGUGUAAUGAAACUUUGUGCAAGUAUAUUGAAAAUAUUGUUUCCAACCCCAGUGAGGAAAAGUAUAGAAAGAUCAGGAUGUCAAACAAAGCUUUUCAAGAAAGGAUUCUACCUAUUGAAGGGACUAAGGAAUUCCUUGAAGCUGCAGGAUUUGUUGUUCAGGAACUACCUUUCAAUGAAGGAACUGAUAAGUUUUGGGUGUUUCCGGAAGACAAGCUUGCAGAGCUGAGUACUUUAGAGCAAUUACGUGAUGCUCUUGUAAGUGCCGAGCCUGUACGACCUCAGUUGGACCGAAGUGCAAGAGUUCUUUUGCCAACUGAAGCUGCCUCACACACAGACUUGCCAGCAGAGUUUUUCAACCUAACAGCAGAGGAACUUAAAAAGGAAAUGCAGCAAAGAGCUACUGCUGUGGAGCGGAGCAUGAUACUCCAGACGAAAGCUAUGCGUGACCGCCAAGAGUUGAGGGAAAUGAGGAAGUAUAGGUUUAGCUUAAUAAGGGUACGCUUCCCAGAUGGUCUAAUUCUCCAAGGGACCUUUGGGACAUACGAGAAGUUUGGAGAAGUGAUGAGCUUUGUACGGGAACAUCUUCAGAAUGAUUGGCGGCCAUUCUUUUUAAGUCUUAGCAGUGGUGGAAAGAUAACCGAAGAGGAUCAGAGCCUGGUUGAACUUCGAUUGGUACCAGCUGUUGUCUUCAAUUUUACGUGGGAUUCAAGUGUGACAGAUCCAAACUUGGAUGAUAGUCUUUACCUCAAACAGGAGACCUUGAUGCUCUUACAGAAUAUGUCAUAGACUGGAGGCUUUCCAUUUUGAAUAAAGAAAUAUCCAUGGUGUCUUUUGUACAUACCAGCCAAUGGUCAGUCAGGUGUGAGUAUACAUGUAGUGUUAAAUUUGACAACUUUUUUGUUGACAGGAAUUAACGUAAUUCAUCAUUAUAGGUGAUAUUUAGUCAUUUAAAUUUGCUAUUAUUUCCAGUUUAAAAACAAAACAAAAUACCAUUAUACAUAUAUAUAUGAUGUGAUAAGGCAAUGUUUCUUGAUAUAUAUAUAUAUACAGAACAAACAGCUAUCAUGCUUUGAUGUGCAAGAUAUUUGCCUGCUGGCUCAUAAAGCAUGUGAUACUAGUUUCCCAAACACUGUUGAUUAAGUAUUAUAUCAGCAGUCUGAAGUUUACCAUGUUAUUGGAUCUUCCUAAAUCUGGUAAAGGAGGUAUCACACAAGCAAGUUUUCACGCUCAACCUUCAAUGUUCAUGCAAUUGUUUGUGCUCUGCAAUCUAAUACUUAAGUCUGGCAAGGUUAACCAGUAGAAAAAUUAUAUAUUGUGUUCAUGAUUUGAAGCAAACUGUAAAAAAGAUAAGGGAAGAAAGGACUGAUUAAUUAGAAAUUUAUUUACAUUAGGCCCUGUCCAUAUGGGGGCAAACAUAAUUACUAUAUUGCAAAUAAAGGUGGGCAAAAUUGGCUAUGCCAAUAGUCUUGGUAAAAUACUAUAAACAAAUUUCUGACCUAGACAGCUAUGGACACAGUAUGAGUGUGCAUACCCCUGACUCAUAUUUGGUGCCAAGGAUUCAUUGUCAGAUGUUGUGGCACUGGUUUUUACCAGAUCUGAGGCUUUAGCAUUCUUGAUUAAAAGGUCAUCAGACCUCACUCCUGCCACCCACCAAGUUCAGGUAAUACUUUUACCCACAUUGACUCAACCCAUCAUAUGCACAGGGUUGUAGUCCUUUAUUGCUUACCAUACUUUGUAUCAAUUUUAAUUCAAAUUUCAUUUGUAAGCAGAUCAUUCAUCUUUUUAAGCCGUGUCCAGACAAGAAGGCAAGACCAGAGGGGAUGCCUGAGAAGUGAUUGUAAAUACGAGCUAACUACUGGCUAAACAGCCAGUCUUAGAUUGGAAGUGGUUGUUUAAGCCAGUGGUAUCUGUAAAUACGAGCUAACUACUGGCUAAACAGCCAGUCUUAGAUUGGAAGUGGUUGUUUAAGCCAGUGGUAUCCGUUCCCAGCGGUAUCCGUUCCCAGCCUGUCACUUUUGAGACAUCCAUACAAUAAUGCCCACUCUUCUAAACAUGGCCUCUUUUAAUGUAUAUGAAUAAAACAUAAUAACUGUAAAGUUCCAAUAAUUAGGACCGGUGUUACCGAGAGAGAGAAAAAUAAACUAAACUAUUGGCCACCUCCUCUUAAGGGCCCACCCACAUGAUCAAACAGCCUGGUGGGCAUUACCUGUUGCUUGGGUAUGUACUGUAUGUGGGCAAUUCAAAUGUCCUCCAUUAAUGUCUGAACCAGUCAAUCCUGGGCAGAAUCUAGAGCAGGUAGUCAACAGAUGUUUGUUUAGGACAAGCUUAUGUAAAUGCUGCAAUUUAAUGAUUUUGUAUUUAUGUAAAGUGAACCACCAAAUUACACUCACUAGGCCCUCAAUGAAAUGUAGCAGGAGAAAAUCCAGGGUUCUCCAUGAGUAUCCCACAAUCUAUAGAUGGUAGAUAAAGCUUCAUUUUAUUGGAAUUUCUGUUCCUGGAUAGCCUAUUUCACUGACAUACUGAUAAAUGCAUUAUGGUGAUGAACACUGUAGGCUUUAAGAUAGGAUCAUGUGAAUGGGCCUUUUUACUUUUGAUUUACUUUUCAUUGGAAAUCGAGUAAACCACACCAUCAGUCCACUUUCAAAACUGACAAGAGAAUAUACUUUUGAAGUGUAAUACAAAAAAAAAAAAAAGCUGCUUGUGUGAUAACCUCAAGUUAAAUUAUAGUAUGAUGAACAAUGCUACCUGCCACACAGUACAUGAUAUGCAUGUAAAGAUUUCUUGGGUUUUAGCAUUGCAUAUGUGGGCAAUCUGAAAUCAGCCGUUUCAUGUGUAUAUAAAUUAUUUCAUCUGAAUAUUUCAAUUAUCAGUUGAGACUUUAGUCACAUACUGUAUUUAAAGGUAUCUUUGUCUGGUGCCUGUGCUAUCUGCAUUUUGCCAAUUGAAGACUGUUCCUAUUGUAUUUUGUAAACUUGUUACAGCUAGAUAUGCAAGUAGUUUCUCAAGUAUAUAUUAAAUUUCAUUCAAUGCAAUUUUCAGAACCAAUGUAAACAGUGGACACUCAUUUUGAAAUAAUAAAUUGGUUAUGUACAGUAUACUGCUUGUGUAGUUGGAUAAUAUAUUGUGAUACCAAGUCUAAUAAGGUAAUAAGACAGAGCAGCUACACUAUUGUGAAGAUGGUAUUGAAUUUUCAGGUAGGAAAAGAAAAAAAAAAAAAUAUCCCUCCGCUAAAAUGCACAGUGAUGGUAACUCAUCAUGUAGUGUUGAAACUAUUGAGCAGAAAUUCUGUGCUUAUUGAGGAGACAUUCCAAUUUCCUUUUUCUGAUCUAUAGUAAUAUUGUGCUACAUGAUUGGUAAUGUGCAUCAUGAAAUGAAACCUUUAGUGAACAAACAGUGGCAUGUAUGUGGGACCCUCUGUAUUUUCUUAAUUAAGAAACAUUGAGUCAUAGUGAGAAACACUGAAGAAACUGCUUUCAGUUUGUUAUUUUGGGAAACAUUUAGCCAAGCUUAUUUUCCAUUGUAAAGCCUUCAAACAAAUAUUUGCACUGCAAUUAAAGGAAGUAAAACAAAGUUUGUUCCCUCUGGGUUUUAUUGUACUCAUCUUAACGUAGACAUUUUUCCAACUUGUUUUCAGGAAUAAUCCAUGAAGUCAGAUAAAUGUAUUCUGUAAUAAUUGAUGUGUUAAUAACCUUUUCAGACUGUAAAAAAAAAAAAAAGUUUGUUAAUUAAAAGACAUACAAUAUAGUAAUCUAAUUAUCAUUUCCAUGGCUUGAUUUGAGGUUAUUUUAUUUUAAUGAUUUAUUUUUAAAAAUCAGGUCUUUUAUCCUUUGAUUAUAUUACCUUUAUCCUUUGAUUAUAUACCCAUAUGUAACAUAUCCAUCAAAUAAAAAAUGCAAACUCUU